Molecule: messenger RNA, 1435 nt
Organism: Aspergillus welwitschiae
Lineage: Eukaryota; Fungi; Ascomycota; Eurotiomycetes; Eurotiales; Aspergillaceae
Product: zinc-binding alcohol dehydrogenase family protein
Exons: 1
Coding region: 263-1294 (343 amino acids)
Molecular function (GO): oxidoreductase activity, acting on NAD(P)H
Source: RefSeq, a predicted model, not a curated record
CUUUUAAAAGAAGGCGAAAGAAGUUUAUUUUGAGUUAAAAUGAUAAAAAUCAUGACCAAGCAUGCUAUAUGGGGUUACAUUAUGUACCAGCAGAUACUGUGGCGGCGGUCUAGGUCUAAGUGGUAGAUCGAAGAUAUAUAAACUCAACCAUGUCCCACAUAUCAUCGCUCAUCAGGCCCUUGCUCAUCAAGAUCGUUUUUAUCCCUACUACCAACCCAUCCAUUCCUCACGGUGUUGAUUCCUCGUACCAAUACCUGUCAAAAUGAAGGAAGCGCUUGUCUUCAGCAAGGAUGGGUCAAUGGAAGUCAAAACCCACUCUGUGCCUAUACCCAAACCGGGACCGGACGAAAUUCUGAUCAAAGUCAUCGUUAGCGGCACGAACCCCAAGGACUGGAAAUUUCCCGACUGGUUCGAUGUAUUUAACGGAACGAAUACUGGCGAUGACAUUGCUGGCUAUGUCCAUGAAAUCGGCGAAAACGUCUCCGAGUUCAAAGUCGGAGACCGAGUAGCCGCCUUCCAUGAUUUCAUGACGCCGCAUGGGAGCUUCGCCGAAUACGCCAUCGGGAAAGUGCACGCCACACUUCACAUCCCAGCGCAUAUUUCCUUUGAGGAAGCAUCAACUGUCCCACUGGCAGCAUUGACCGCCUCUCUUGCACUGUUUGCACGGUUAGGCCUACCUGAACCGUGGUUCGGAAACAAAUCUUGGGCCACCAAGCCUCCAGGCGGAGUUCUUGUCUACGGUGCUGCAACAGCCGUCGGAUCAUUUGCAAUCAAGCUGCUACAGAAAGCAGACAUUCAUCCUGUCAUUGGUAUCGCUGGAAGAGGCAUGGAUUAUGCUAGGAGUCUAAUGAACAGUGAAAAGGGCGAUGUCGUCAUUGACUAUCGCGAUGGUGAAUCUGCCGUUGUACAGGGCAUCCUAAAUGCCAUUCCUGCCGGGGAAAAUCUUCGCUAUGCACUAGAUGCAGUUACGGAGACAUCGAGUUUCCAGGUGAUUGAGAAGGUUCUGGACCAGACCUCGGGCGCAGUGUCGAUCGUUACGCCGGAGGCACCUAAACAAUUGCCUGGUACAAUACGGGUUGAGUUUAGCAACGUGGGAACCGGUCAUGGAGAUGACAAGGACUUCGCCUAUGUGUGGUCGCGGAUGAUGACCAGGGGGCUGAGUGAGGGUUGGCUUAAGGCUCAUCCACAUGAGAUCAUUCCGGGUGGUCUGGAGGGUGUUGAAGUUGCUCUGAAUAAUUUAAAGGCUGGGAAGGCUAGUGCCGUGAAAUAUGUGUUAAGAAUUACAUCAGACUGAAGGGGCCUAGCUAGCGAGGAUGAAAAUCUCAUAUUAUCUGUCUAGUAACACUGGUUUGGCUUAUCUCUGUCCGAAGAACAUUUGUUCGAGUGUAAUAGCUACGUGGUAGCCCUCCAUAAAUAUACCCAAAGGAAAUCUCGC